Molecule: messenger RNA, 1104 nt
Organism: Saccharomyces kudriavzevii IFO 1802
Lineage: Eukaryota; Fungi; Ascomycota; Saccharomycetes; Saccharomycetales; Saccharomycetaceae
Gene: ECM2
Product: Pre-mRNA-splicing factor ECM2
Exons: 1
Coding region: 1-1104 (367 amino acids)
Cellular component (GO): Prp19 complex; U2-type catalytic step 1 spliceosome; U2-type catalytic step 2 spliceosome
Molecular function (GO): pre-mRNA binding; U6 snRNA binding
Source: RefSeq, a predicted model, not a curated record
AUGAACGAUGAAAUCAAUGAGCUGCCACCUAAAAUAUGUGAGCAAUGCUUGGGUGAUAAGACUGAGAUCAGGAUGACGAAGAUUUCUCAAGGCUCUGAGUGUAAGAUCUGUACUUUACCAUUCACCUUAUACCAUUUCAAGGCAUGCAAACGGAACAGUAAUAUCGUAAAAACAUUAAUAUGCGUCAGAUGUGCCGCUCAAAGAAACGUUUGUCAAUGUUGCAUGCUUGACUUAAGGUGGCAUAUCCCUGUACAGCUACGGGAUCAUUUGAUAUCUAUGGUUAGUGAGGAGAAUAUCGUAACAGAGGAGGCAAAAAACGACAUGAUGAGAAGGUUCUUAUCAUUAAAAGACGUGAAGUUAGGGGGAGCCCAAAUCACAAGCGAUCCUUCGGAAACAGACAAUAUACUCGAUAGAUUAAGAGGUAUACUUCAACGACCAGGAUCGAAUGAUGAAAAGUCUUUGUCACACAGUAGGGAAGCAGCAGCAUUGGCUAAAAAAGAACAAGAUACGAAUGUGAUCAACAUCGAAAAAUAUGCGUCCGUGGACAUCUCUCACAUUUUGAAGAAAUUACCUUUGAGUGAAUCGUUCUCAAAUGAUGUCUCUACUAGAUCCUUUUUUCUUUAUAACGUUGAUGUCUCAAUUCCUGAAUGGAAAAUAUCUGAUGCAAUCUCACAGUUAUUGAAUUUAAGAAAGCUGGGUGAUGGAAAUGCAUUAUCACUAAUAAUCAAUCAUAAGGCAAAGUGCGGAGGUGUAAGAUUUCAAUCCAAUGAACUGGGGGAGAAGUUCGCAAGUAAAUUAAAUGAGACUCUUACCACACCAAAGAGUAUAAAUAGGGGUGUUUUGCGUAUCGAUCGUUCCAGAAUAUUUGUUAUUCCUUGGACAUCCGGAUUCUCGGCCGCAUCAUUUGGUGCCAAUACGGCAGAAAAUAUAAAACUGAGUUUAAGUUUAAAUAAGCUAAUUCAGGUUGAGUUAGGCGUUCGUGAUAAACAGCUUCCCGCAAUAAGCACUGAAAACUCCAAGAAACGUAUGAAAAACACAUCGAAGAAAAUUCAUAAGGCCAAAUCAAAGAAAGGGAAACCUCGGGCGAACAAUUUAACCUUAUAA